This is a messenger RNA of Scophthalmus maximus (turbot), 1541 nucleotides long. RefSeq names its product prostaglandin E synthase (gene ptges). Lineage: Eukaryota; Metazoa; Chordata; Actinopteri; Pleuronectiformes; Scophthalmidae. The coding region runs from base 136 to 585 and encodes 149 amino acids. Gene Ontology annotation, molecular function: prostaglandin-E synthase activity. Gene Ontology annotation, biological process: prostaglandin biosynthetic process. Gene Ontology annotation, cellular component: membrane. The transcript is spliced from 3 exons. The record is from RefSeq and is a predicted model, not a curated record.
GGAGACCGUCACCGUCUGUACAAAAACGCCUCCGCUCCGACUCACUCUCACUUUUCUGCAGCUUUACGCGCGCUCCGCCGGGCCCCCGAAGCUCUCCUGCGCAGCGCACUUCGGACAGCCUCGAUCGAGACAGCCAUGGCGGUGCUGGUUACAAACGAGGUGUUCUCCUGUUUCGUGUUCUACGCCGUGCUGCUGGUGAUGAAAAUGUUCAUCAUGGCGAUCAUCACGGGGCAAGUGAGGCUGCGUAAAAAGGCUUUUGCCAACCCCGAGGACGCGCUGAGACACGGAGGUUUACAGUACCACAGAGAGGAUCCAUAUGUGGAGAGGUGCCGGAGAGCCCAUAUUAAUGACAUGGAGAACAUCCUCCCCUUCCUCUUCCUGGGUGCCAUUUACUCCCUGACUGGCCCUUCACUGGCGGUGGCCCGCCUUCACUUCCUCGUCUUCUUCGUGUGCCGCGUGCUGCACAGCAUUGCCUACCUGUGCGCCCUACGAGCACCAACCCGCUCCAUGGCCUACACCUUCGCACAGAUACCUUGCGUCUCCAUGGCUCUGCAGAUUCUCAUGGCAGUCGCGGCGUACGCCUAAAUAUCCAGAGGAACAGAGGGACUGUGGAGGUGGCGCUCCGCAGGAGAUGUUGGUCACCAUAUUUGGCCUGGUGUCAUUUGAAAAACGAUAAAAAAAAGAUAAAGCAGGCGGUUGAUACUGAAAGGACUCAUGGGAGGGAGUACGCGCGAGGGACGAGAAUGUCAGCGAGAGUGCAAUAUACUGCAAGGUGUGUGUGUGUGUGUGUGUGCGUGCGUGUGCGCAUGCGCGUGAUCUGCUGCGACUGGGUUUUUUGUGAGAUUUUGUCAGUAUUUUUCUUUGUUUUAUUCACAAACGUCAGAAUGUCUGAAAAGUUCAUUGAAGUAGAGAUUAUGUACUGUACUCGUCGUGUAUUUAAAAUGCAAAUUGAAGGUUCUUGCUCAUUGUGUUCUUUUUUAACCAGGUUUCGCUGAAGUGAUGCUAGAAUUUAAAAGUCACUGACGGAUAUUUGGCUCAAGCUAGUUGGGAGGAUUUUCCAGCUCUGCACUGGACAGUAUGUUGAUCCCCCCCCCCCCCCCCCCCCCCUUUUUCUUUGGUGUUUACGCACAACACAGACCACCAUUCAUGUGGAUCUGUUUCCUGUGUGGAUAUUCCAUCUGUUGUGUUAACAUUUGUCUGCAUUGCUACAUUCAACAAAAGCCUAAUGGAUCCUGGCACGGUGACUGAUGAUGACGACGUGUUGAAAGAUUGUAAUGCCACACUCAGUAGAACACAAGAGAAAUGCUUUUACUGUGAGAGUUAAAAACUGUCUCUUAAGGGCCUUCUGGGGGGGGCCCUUAAGAGGACCGUUGCACGGUUAGGACUGAGAAAUCAAUUUUACAACGACCUGCAGAGAAAAAAGAGUGGAUGGACGUGUUCUGAUGUGUGAUACUGUAAUCUUCUGUGAAAAACAAGUAUUGUAUUAAUAAUAAUAAUUUAUUCAGUAAGCAUUUUGUAGGCAAUAAAACAAAUCAAGCUGA